UAAAUAAAAAUCAUUAAAUUGUUAAGUAAAUUUUUGUAUUUAUAAAUGGCGCGCAAAAUAAAUAUUCGAAUAUUAUAAUUAUUUAAUAAAUUAAUUAAUUAUUGGCGGUAAAAAAUAUUCAUUUAAAUUUAAAAUAAAAAAGUUGAUAGUUAAUUAAUUAAAGCGGCAAUUAAAAAUAUUUAAAAAUGAUAAAGUUGUUGAAAAAAAGAGUUUUUGUUAAAAAUAUAAAAAGAAAUUUAAAUACAACAAAUGUAAAUAAUAAUUUACCAAUAAACAGUGUAAUGAAUGUGUUCGAUAGACAAGCAAAAUUAUUACAAAAGCAACGAUCUGCUAGAGCACCAGAUGUGAAAUUGUAUGAUUACAUCAAAGAUGAAAUAGGUUACAGACUCGCUGACAGAAUAUUUGAUAUAAAACGCGAGUUUGAAAAUGUCCUUGAACUAGGAUGCGGGCGGGGUAAUUUGAGCAAACAUAUAUCCCAAGACAAUGUCAAGAAUUUAAUCCUAGCAGACAUGUGUCCAGAUUAUUUGGAGCAAGUUGUCAUAACAGAGGACAUCAAAGUCCAGAAGAAAGUUAUGGACGAGGAGAAUUUCGAGCUGGAUCCCAACAGUGUGGAUUUGAUUGUCAGUUGUUUGAAUCUGCACUGGGUUAAUGACCUUCCUGGAUGCUUCAGUAGAAUUAUCAGGACCCUGAAGAAUGAUGGAGUUUUUCUAGCCGCUAUUUUUGGCGGUGACACACUCUACGAAUUGAGAAGUUCAUUACAAUUAGCAGAACUUGAAAGACAAGGUGGAAUAUCACCUCAUAUAUCUCCAUUCACUCAAAUACGUGACAUUGGAAGUUUGAUGACACGGGCUGGGUUCACGAUGCUGACUAUUGAUACUGACGAAAUGGUUAUUGGCUUUCCCUCGAUGUUUGAGCUGAUGACUGACCUAAAAGGCAUGGGAGAGAGUAAUGCCGCCAGGAAUCGCACGUUGCAUCUGAAAAGAGACACUUUGGUAGCAGCUGCGGCUAUCUAUGAAGAGUUGUAUGGAAAAUUAAAAGAAGACGGUAGCAGAUAUGUGCCAGCGACCUUUCAAAUAAUUUAUAUGCUGGGAUGGAAGCCGGAUCCCUCGCAGCCGAAACCUCUGGACCGGGGCACGGGUGAGGUUUCUCUCAAGGACUUGUACAAAUUAGAUGAAAUUGUCAGAGGAACUACUAAAAUAAAACUCGGUGACGAUGACAAAUAGGUUUUUUUUUAAUGUACAAUAAAAUUUAUUUAAAUAUCAAUAAUUAUUUAUUAAAAAAAAUUUAUAAAGUUC
This is a messenger RNA of Microplitis mediator, 1295 nucleotides long. Its product is annotated as arginine-hydroxylase NDUFAF5, mitochondrial. Gene Ontology annotation, cellular component: mitochondrion. Bases 186 to 1223 code for a protein of 345 amino acids. Lineage: Eukaryota; Metazoa; Arthropoda; Insecta; Hymenoptera; Braconidae. The transcript is spliced from 3 exons. The record is from RefSeq and is a predicted model, not a curated record. Gene Ontology annotation, biological process: mitochondrial respiratory chain complex I assembly.